UGCUCGGCGGCUUGUGCACACGCCUUGCGAGCGGCGGCGCCAUGGGUCUGACUUCCAAUUCCAGCGUGCGAGUUGAAUGGAUUGCAGCAGUUACCCUUGCUGCAGGAACAGCUGUAAUUGGAUAUCUAGCUUACAAAAAAUUCUAUGUUAAAGAUCAUCGCAAUAAGUCUAUCAUAAACCUUCACAUCCAGAAAGACAACCCCAAAGUAGUACAUGCUUUUGACAUGGAGGAUCUGGGAGACAAAGCUGUGUACUGCCGUUGUUGGAGGUCUAAAAAGUUCCCAUUCUGUGAUGGAUCUCACACAAAACACAAUGAGGAGACUGGAGACAACGUGGGACCUCUGAUCAUCAAGAAAAAGGAAACUUAAUUGGACAGUUUCGAUGCUAAAAGUCAACUCAUUGUGAUGUUAUGUGAUUGUUUAAUCAGAAUGGCUACCACUUCUGUCUGAUUCACCCCUCCUGGAUUCUAGAUGUGGUAUAUUGCAAAUUUCAGCUUUCAUGUUCAUGGCAUUUGCCUUACUUGUUGAAACAUCGUGGUGCACAUUUGUUUAAACAGAAAAAAAAGGAAAAAACCAAUUUCAUGGCUUGUGGGUUCUUUUAGUCUUGUCAGGAUCCGUUUCUUCACAUUUAAGAUAUGGUGUUAGAAUAUAGUUGUAUCUUGAAGUUAACAUUAAAUUAUUUUCAAAGUCUUAUAUAUGCAGAUCCUACUUGUUUGAAAGAAAAUUACUCCCUUUUCAUAUUUCUUAACCUACAAGAUAAAUAGGAUAUGAUUAAGUUGCAUUAAUUUCUUAAUACAGUCUAGGAAAACCCUGUUAUGACCAUGAUUUUCUUCUUGCAUUGGUAAUGACAAUAAGAAAAUGUGGUUUCAGUGUCUUCAAAAUUUUCAAUUAGAAUGGACUGUGAAUAUUUUUUCAAUUAUAAAUCAUCCAGGUUAGUAAUAAAGGGGCAGCAACUUCCUUGUGUUCAUCUUCAUGGAUAUUAAAUUGGUCCAUUAAGGAACCAAAAGUAGAAAUUUAGAUCUUGAUGAUGAUAGAUUUAAAGUGACCAUGAAAAGUGUCUUUAAAUGUAAUUUCCAGGAUGCUGGCCCAAGGAGUGGUCAGCCCUCCAAACUAAGGAUAUGGAAAGAGACCAAACACAUGAUCAGUCUUUUGAUCACAAGGCCACACAUCCAUGACAGAAAUAGUAGUCACAAAGUAUGCUCACGGGCGUGAGAAAAAAUUUUAUUUUCCACAUUGGAUAAUCAAACACAUGACAUAUAAUAGUGAAAUUAUUUUAGAAAUUUAAAAGAAUUAGAUAUUUUAAGUGACUUAAUACAUUUUCUUAAAAGGAAAAAUUUGAAGACAAUUGCAUCUGUAUUGCUCUGCAAAGACUCAGCAGAAGCAAUGGAUUCAUUACUGAUUCUAAAAAAGGAAACUGAAAACUAAAAAUGAUUAGAUACAGUAAAAGAAGACAGAAAUAAUAGGUGUUAGAGUUUUAUAGAUGAGAAGGAAAAGUCAUGACAGCAUAGAUAAUUUGGGCAAUCAGGUAAUUUGACAUUGAUAGAACAAGUAAACAUUUCCUUUAGUACACUUGCAUUCUCAGUAGUAGUUGAUCACAAAAUUCCAACCAUGGGUGUCAUAAGAAUCAAAACAGACUGCAAUAUCCCUACAUCUGUUCUGUGCUGUUUGUUCAUGCAAUGCAAGCUUCAGAUAUGCCAGGCAAGCUGUUUACCACUGAGGCCCCAAUCACAGAUAUAUUUAAAAUACAUUGUUUAAUGUAUUAAAUAGGUAGUGGUUGCUGCUAAAAUUAUGCACACUUGUUUUAAGUAACCUGUGAGACUGCUCUAGGUGUGUUUUUAAAGAAUAUCUUCAGUACAAGAUCAUGAGUUCGAUCCCCGGUACCAAAAAAACCCUACAAUCUUCUUCACUUAGGUUAGAAUUUUUCACUGCCAGCCCCCAGUUUUUUAAGUAAUUAUGAAUGAUCAGCCUCAGAGACCAUCAUCAUUUUAAAUUUAAAGGUUGUUUUAAAGAAAAAUCUGUAAACCUCCAAAAUUUCUGAAGCAUUACAGUAUACAAUAAACUAUCUUUAAUUUAAAAAAAAAAGAA
Molecule: messenger RNA, 2084 nt
Organism: Cavia porcellus (domestic guinea pig)
Lineage: Eukaryota; Metazoa; Chordata; Mammalia; Rodentia; Caviidae
Product: CDGSH iron-sulfur domain-containing protein 1
Exons: 1
Coding region: 42-368 (108 amino acids)
Biological process (GO): regulation of autophagy
Cellular component (GO): intracellular membrane-bounded organelle; mitochondrial outer membrane
Molecular function (GO): 2 iron, 2 sulfur cluster binding
Source: RefSeq, a predicted model, not a curated record